This is a messenger RNA of Miniopterus natalensis, 3014 nucleotides long. RefSeq names its product G protein subunit beta 1 (gene GNB1). Lineage: Eukaryota; Metazoa; Chordata; Mammalia; Chiroptera; Miniopteridae. Gene Ontology annotation, biological process: signal transduction. Gene Ontology annotation, molecular function: protein binding. The record is from RefSeq and is a predicted model, not a curated record.
AACUGAUUUUUCUAGUUGCAGGAUUCUCGACACCUUUCCCCACCCGCGGUUUUCAGUCUAGCUCGGUAUUUUCCCUGUGGCAUUUCUAAGGAUUUAAAAAAGAUAAAUUGAGAUUAGAUUUCUUUUUCCCCCACACUGAAGAACUAAAUAUUGAAUUAAUACUAAGUACGAAGGAGAGUGAUUUGGGCGAGAAGGGGGUGGUCUACACGGACACUUGCUCCUCUCCCUGAGUGCAGUGCUGGGCUAACACAGCCUCUCUCUGUCUGUUGCAGACAAUUGUACAUGAAUCGGAGACCAGACCAAAAGUACUUCUGAAUUAAGAUCUGCUUCUCUGAGGUGGCGUUGCAGAGCACUCCGGUCAGAAGAUGAGUGAGCUUGACCAGCUGCGGCAGGAGGCCGAGCAGCUGAAAAACCAGAUCCGAGAUGCCAGGAAAGCAUGUGCAGAUGCAACACUCUCUCAGAUCACAAACAACGUGGACCCUGUGGGAAGGAUCCAGAUGCGCACCAGGAGAACGCUGCGGGGGCACCUGGCCAAAAUCUACGCUAUGCACUGGGGCACAGAUUCCAGGCUUCUCGUGAGUGCCUCUCAGGAUGGUAAACUCAUCAUCUGGGACAGCUACACCACAAACAAGGUCCACGCUAUUCCUCUGCGCUCCUCGUGGGUCAUGACCUGUGCGUAUGCCCCUUCUGGGAACUACGUGGCCUGUGGUGGCCUGGAUAACAUUUGCUCCAUUUACAACCUGAAGACUCGCGAAGGAAAUGUGCGUGUGAGUCGUGAACUAGCCGGACACACAGGUUACCUGUCCUGCUGCCGCUUCCUGGACGACAAUCAGAUUGUUACCAGCUCUGGAGACACCACCUGUGCUCUGUGGGACAUUGAGACGGGUCAGCAGACGACCACGUUCACGGGACACACCGGGGACGUCAUGAGCCUCUCUCUCGCUCCUGACACCAGGCUGUUUGUGUCCGGUGCUUGUGAUGCUUCCGCUAAACUCUGGGAUGUGCGAGAAGGGAUGUGCCGGCAAACCUUCACCGGCCACGAGUCUGACAUCAAUGCCAUCUGUUUCUUUCCAAAUGGCAACGCAUUUGCCACUGGCUCGGAUGACGCCACCUGCAGGCUGUUCGACCUUCGUGCGGAUCAGGAGCUCAUGAUUUACUCCCACGACAACAUCAUAUGUGGGAUCACCUCCGUCUCCUUCUCCAAGAGUGGGCGCCUCCUCCUCGCGGGGUACGAUGACUUCAACUGCAACGUCUGGGAUGCGCUCAAAGCCGACAGGGCAGGUGUCUUGGCCGGGCAUGACAACCGCGUCAGCUGCCUGGGGGUGACUGACGAUGGGAUGGCCGUGGCGACAGGGUCCUGGGAUAGCUUCCUCAAGAUCUGGAACUAACACCGACAGCAGGUGGACGCCACAGUGACUGGAAGACCAUUCCACCCUGAAGCGUUACAGUGAUAGCAUUUCCAAUCCACCCCUACUAACGUGGGCGCCCUCCCCCCUCUGAACUUCAAAAGGGCAAGAUCUUUUCCUUCACUUACUGCUGAAACCAAGAGCACAAUCCCACGAAGAGAAGAAUCUGCUGUAAACUCGACAAGCCGUGCAUUCCUCCCGGGACCAUUGUCUUCGUUUGCUUUUCUGUCUGAAUGAGGUUAAAAGGAAAUACUGUAAUAAAAAUGUUAGCCAGGAAGUAAGCCAGUGUAUCGUGAGGCAGACACACCUGGUCACUCUUAGAUCUGAACCUGAGUGACCCUAUCUGAUGCUCGUGCAGAGCAAGUCAAGGACUCGAUCUUGUCCUAGGCUCCAAACUCCAGGUCGUGUUUGUAACAGGAUUUGAAACGUUCAGAUUUCCUUUUUAAAUAUCUUUAUGUUCAGUAGUAAACAGAGAGAGGUCUAGUGCGGUCUCUCUGAAAUUGUUGAUGAUGUAAAUUUAGUCCCUGUUUUUUUAAUUUUUUUGUCUAGUGUCAUGUAAUUGUUGUGCACAGACAUGGCACAGAGGGAAAGAACAGAACCGAGCGUGGUGACCAGCAGAGUCCAAUCAGGCAUCUUCUUCCUCCCAUCCUCUGCCCCCUCAGUUCAGUUUUUACCACCUUGGGUUUCCUUGUGAAGCUGGGGGACGUUUAUAAUAAUAGCCUAACACUAGCCCGUGCACCCCAGCCGUCAUGACCUCUGCUUUCAGGAGAGGUGCCCGUCCUGUGCUUCGAUAGUCAACUAUUUGUGUAUGAAACAAUGUAAAAAUCAAUGUUUUGAAAAUAAUGAUCUCAAACUUUCUAAGUUAAAUUUUAAAAAAUCUGAUCGUUUGCCAUAUUGGGUGGGUUAACUCUUAGACUCGCAUGCUGUAGAAAUGCUCAAAUGUGCACAUAGGACUCAGUCCUUAGAUGUUCUUUUUCUUUUGAGAAAUAACCUCUUUAAAUUGUAACCAUUACGGCUCUGCCCACUAUCGUCGCUACUCUGCACGCACGGGAAGCAGUACAGUGCGCAGCUCGACACGCUUGAGUGCAGGACAAGCCACUGUUUUCUUUAUUUCUUUAUAAAAAACAACAAAAAACAAGUCCUGUUCCAAAUGAUUGCUGUUGGAUUCUGGGGGGUCUGGGGCAGGGGCGGGAGGCAGCAAAUGGACACCCCAACCUUCCUCUGUAAACUCCUCGCGGCCCAUCUCCCAUGGAACCAGCCUUCUGCAUCUGAGGGAGAUGGUUUUUCUAACACAGACUUCCCUGGUGGCCUGCAGCAGGUGGCCCGCAGCAGCCUCUGCACGAGUGCCGUGGCCCCGCCCCGAGCACUCCCUGGCAAUGGAGGCUUCUCCCCCUGUUUGUCUGACUCCUGUACAAAGGCACGGUGGGCCUGGGCCUGGCGAGGAGCCGAGGGGACCCCUCCUAUCCACCCGUAGAGCCCGUCUGCACCUGCCCCCCCUUUUGUAUUUAAUUUUCAGUCAGUGUACUGCAAGGAAGCUGGACGCGAGGUAGACCCUGUAUUAAACUGUACUGUUAUUUAAGAUGUAAUAAAGCAGUUUGACAUGAGGGA